This is a messenger RNA of Dissoconium aciculare CBS 342.82, 492 nucleotides long. RefSeq lists its product as uncharacterized. Bases 1 to 492 code for a protein of 163 amino acids. The record is from RefSeq and is a predicted model, not a curated record. The transcript has 2 exons. NCBI's taxonomy places the organism in Eukaryota, Fungi, Ascomycota, Dothideomycetes, Mycosphaerellales, Dissoconiaceae.
AUGGCAAAUCCGAUAUUUCCGUCACGUUUCAAUGCUACAACACCAAUGCCAGCGGUCGAAUCAGAGGCCAUGUGCAUAGUUCCUGGCGGUCGUCCCGGCAUGACCACGUGCUGCGAGCGAUUCGGCAACAGUACGGUGCAAGUCGUAGAUGACUGCUGGACCUGGUACGACGUCUCCGUCCCGACCGUACACGAUCCCAAUUACCCGUUUUUCGACUGCAUCAGAUAUAUCGCGCCCGUCACCGGCUAUAGUUGGAUGGCUUGCCAGACUAUGCAUCCGUCGUGGGACAAAAACACUACUUGGACGACGGCUACUCCUUCACCCAUAUCAAGGCCGACCCCCUCCGCCAUUCCGACUUCUUCGGCGACCCAAGCACCGGCACGGACAAACGCGGCAGCGCCCAAGAAGAGCAUAAGCUUGAUGAUUGUCCUUGUCUCUACUAUUCUCGUCGGAGGUCUUAUGUCGUCGGGAGCUCUUUUCAACUCGUCCUGA